Molecule: messenger RNA, 663 nt
Organism: Aspergillus pseudoviridinutans
Lineage: Eukaryota; Fungi; Ascomycota; Eurotiomycetes; Eurotiales; Aspergillaceae
Exons: 2
Coding region: 1-663 (220 amino acids)
Biological process (GO): regulation of DNA-templated transcription
Molecular function (GO): DNA-binding transcription factor activity
Source: RefSeq, a predicted model, not a curated record
AUGACCUACAUGUUCCCUGGCGUCUCCAUUCCUUCUCUAGUAACAACUGAAGGGGAUUCCGACUCACAGGCGGAAGGCCACCACACGGUUGCGCAUCGCCUCAGCUUAAACCAUGGACCCGAAGUUUAUCGAACGGUCAAGCUAAGCUCAAGAUCCGCCAGACCUUCGCCGGUCACGCCUACGGAGUCGAAUUUGGAACCACAGACAGACAGCUACAGCUUCAUGCUACACCAGUCUACACCCACUGGCGGAAAUCAUCAAUUCCUCAGUGUAAAACGGCGUAUGCAGAACCGUGCGGCCCAGCGCCGAUUUCGCCAACGCAAAGAAGACCAGCAGAAGAGCCUCAAGCAGAAGACCGUUGAUCUCGAAGAAAAGUACCAAGAGUUGUCGGACCGAUUGCACGAAAAGUCAGAAGAAGUGUGUCGGCUCCUUCGAGAAAAGAAUGCGCUGAAAUGCGAGAUACAAGAUCUGCGCAAGCGAUGGCAGAUGGUGGGACUGCUCCUGCAACACCCCAAAGGGCCGCAGUCUCUCUCCUCGCUCUUUGCAGCGGAUCCGCCGUCUCUUUCUGGCUCUUCACAGACGGAACCCGCCGCCGCGGACGAAUCGUUACGCCGAUUGGACGCGUUUCUGCUGAUGCCAAAUGACAAAGCCGCACUGCCCUAG